Ostertagia ostertagi is the source of this 2682-nucleotide messenger RNA. The record is from the annotation of a GenBank genome assembly. NCBI's taxonomy places the organism in Eukaryota, Metazoa, Nematoda, Chromadorea, Rhabditida, Trichostrongylidae.
AUGGCCCAAAAUGUUGAGAUCUCAGGACGGGUUGCCGACGACAAGGGCAAUCCUGUUUCCGGGGCAUCCAUCCAGGAAAAAAACUCCAAAAGGGGUACUACCAGUGAUGCCAAUGGUCUUUUUAAAUUAUCUGUAAAGCCAGGAACAGCACUGGUAAUUUCAAGCAUCGGAUUCGACAAAAAGCAGGUGGUAGCAGACAAGUCUGGUACACUUGCUGUUGUGCUUACUGCCACCAACCUGGCAUUAAGCGAAGUAGUAGUAACCGCCCUGGGUAUUAAAAGAGAAAAGAAAGCCCUGGGUUACUCAGUAACUACUGUAGCCAGCAAAGACAUUGAGCUGCGGCCCGAAGGUGAUAUUGGCCGUGUAUUAAACGGUAAAGUAGCCGGAUUGAAUGUACUGAACUCCAGUGGCAUCUCUGGUAGCGGUACAAACAUCAAUAUCCGCGGUAUCAGCACUAUUACCGGCGGCGCUUCCACCCCACUGUUCAUCGUAGAUGGUGUUCCUUUCGACGGUGGCAACAAUGGCGGAGAUAAUUUCCAGUACGGCGGCGGAACUUCUUCCUCCAGCCGCUUCCUUGAUUUGGAUCCUAAUAAUAUUGAAAGUGUAAACGUAUUAAAAGGCUUAAGCGCCACUACACUUUACGGUGAGGCGGCCAGAAAUGGUGUUAUACUGGUUACUACGAAAAAUGGUUCUACCAGGAAAUUGCCGAAGAAAAUGGAAAUCACUGCUUCGCAGUCAGUUUUCACCAAUACCAUUGCUAACCUGCCCGAUUACCAGGAUAGCUAUGGUGGUGGAUUUGACCUUGUGCCUUCAGCAGCCUUCAGCAACUGGGGUGCUAAAUUCACCAACCCUCCGUUACAGGUAGCUUACUCCCCUUCUCUGCAGGCUGCUUACCCAGCGCUUUAUGGUGCGGGCAAAACACAGGACUACAGGGCUUACGAUAAUGUAAAGCCAUUUUUCCGCACGGGCGUUGUUAAAACAUCCUCGAUCAACGUAGCAGCAUCUUCGGCCACCAGUAAUUUUAAUGCCAACUAUUCUUACAUGGACGAUCAGGGUUUCACCCCGAACAACCGCGUAUUCAAAAAUAAUUUUGGCAUUGGCGGUACUUCAAAGCUGUCUAACAAUUUUACACUUUCUGCUGUGUUAAACUUUGCCAUCACAGAUUUUCAGACCCCUAUUGUAGGUGGUGAUUUGCGCCAGGACAAUUACAAGCAAACCGGUUUAAAAAGCACACAGCAGAUUGUAUAUGGUCUUUUUGAUCACAGCAAUUUUAUUACGCAUGAUAUUUACAGCGAAGGCGGUGCUGACCUGGAUUACAAAGUGCAGAAAACCCGUGCUGGUAUCUAUGCGUCUGCCAAUAUUGGCUAUAAGGAGUUUGCUUUUGUAACCCUGAACGGACGUAACGAUUAUGUUUCUACGCUUGAGAAAGAUAACCGCCAGUUGUUCUAUCCCGGAGUAAGUGCUUCGUUUAUUCCAACAGCGGCUUUCGCUGCUUUAAAGAACAGCAAUACCAUCAAUUACCUGAAACUGCGUUUAGGUUAUUCUACCAGUGCACAUUUUCCUGACCCCUACAAUACCCGCCCUUCUUUAAGUUUGGCAACAAACGCGUUUGUUGAUAAGAAUGGUAAUAUUGUAAAUAUUGCAGCUGUUCCCAACCGCGUACCCAACCCCGGAUUAAAACCAGAGUUGCUGAAAGAAACAGAAGCAGGUAUAGAGGGUAGCUUCUUUAACAGGAGGUUGACUGCUGAUAUCACCGGUUAUUUCCGUACUGCCAGCAACCAGAUUCUUGACAGGCAGCUGGACGCUUCUACCGGCUACAAUAUCACCGCUAUUAAUGCAGGUGCAGUAGACAAUAAGGGUAUUGAAAUUGCCCUGGGUUAUACCGUAGUGAGCAGCAAAGACUGGAAAUGGCAGCUGGAUGGUGUGUAUACCAUCAACAAAAGCAAGGUGCAUGACAUGCCGGAUGAUAUCAAAUCAAUUCAAACAGGAGGUUACAGCAACCUUGGAACUUUUGCCAUUAAUGGCCAACCCCUGGGUGUAUUGCAGGGAAGUUAUGUACAAACAGACCCUAAAACAGGUCAGAAAAUUGUUGAUGCCAACGGCUAUUUCCUGGGCUCUUCAGAUAUCGGCAUUAUUGCCGACCCCAACCCCAAUUACAGGGUAACCGGUAUCAGCACCCUGAGUUAUAAAUCAUUCUCUUUCCGCAUGCAGUGGGAUUACAGCCAGGGCGGUCAGAUGUUUUCCAAUACUGUAAGAACCAUGCUAUCGCGUGGUACUACAAAAGAUACAGAUUUCGACAGAACCCUGCCUUUCAUUAUUCCCAAUACUGUGAAACAGGACGGAACACCCAAUGAUAUACAGCAGAGUGUUGACAAUAUCUAUUUCAACGCCUAUGGCUUUGGCCCUGCUUCUGUCACUGUUUGGGAUGCUACUGUUAUCAGGCUGCGCGAAUUGUCCGUUUCUUAUUCAAUACCGCAGAAACUGCUGAAGAAACUGCCUUUUGGCUCUGCUUCUUUAAGCGUUUCAGGUAAUAAUCUCUGGUACUCCGCUCCUAAUUUUCCAAAGUACACAAGGUUUGACCCGGAAAGCAACAGCCUUGGUGUAGGCAAUGCACGUGGACUGGAUUUAUUUGCCGGCCCUUCUUCACGCCGUAUUGGAGCCAGCCUGAGAUUAACGUUCUAA